Messenger RNA from Choloepus didactylus (southern two-toed sloth), 1540 nucleotides. It is a transcript of the gene MOCS2, whose product is annotated as molybdenum cofactor synthesis 2. The transcript is spliced from 6 exons. Gene Ontology annotation, cellular component: cytosol. Lineage: Eukaryota; Metazoa; Chordata; Mammalia; Pilosa; Megalonychidae. The record is from RefSeq and is a predicted model, not a curated record. Gene Ontology annotation, biological process: Mo-molybdopterin cofactor biosynthetic process. The coding region runs from base 170 to 739 and encodes 189 amino acids. Gene Ontology annotation, molecular function: molybdopterin synthase activity.
AUUGAAGUGUUGUAUUUUGCAAAAAGUGCUGAAAUAGCAGGAGUUCGUUCAGAGACCAUUUCUGUACCACAACAAAUAAAAGCAUUGCAGCUGUGGAAGGAGCUAGAAACUCGACAUCCUGGAUUGGCCGAUGUUAGAAAUCAGGUGAUAUUUGCUGUUCGUCAAGAAUAUGUCGAGCUUGGAGAUCAACUCCUCCUGCUUCAGUCAGGAGACGAAGUUGCCAUUAUCCCACCCAUUAGUGGCGGAUAGUGGUUUUGGGCCACUUGGGAAAGAUAUGAAUGAAAUUGAAGAGAAAUCUAAAGAUAUAAUAAAAUUCACUGUAGAGAAACUUUCAGUAGAUCAAGUCUCACAGUUGGUGAUUUCUCCACUCUGUGGUGCAGUAUCCCUAUUUGUGGGGACUACAAGAAAUAACUUUGAAGGAAAAAAAGUCAUUAGCUUAGAAUAUGAAGCAUAUCUACCAAUGGCAGAAAAUGAAGUCAGAAAAAUCUGUAAUGACAUCAGGCAGAAAUGGCCAGUGAAGCACAUAGCAGUGUUCCAUAGAUUUGGUUUGGUUCCAGUGUCAGAAGCAAGCGUGAUUAUUGCUGUGUCCUCAGCCCACAGGGCUGCAUCCCUGGAAGCUGUGAGUUUUGCCAUUGAUGCCUUGAAAGCCAGGGUGCCUAUAUGGAAAAAGGAAAUGUAUGAAGAGUCAGCAUCAUCUUGGAAAAGAAACAAAGAAUGCUUUUGGGCAACCAACAGUUAAAUCACUUAUAUUUUUAGAGUGCUGAAUUUUGCAUUUUGAUUUUUCCUCUCAACAACACACUAACUUUACUGAAAUACAAAAGAGAGAGAGAGAGAAGAAAAGAAAAUGGAAGUGUAGGCCAAGGCCUUAUAUUAGAACUAGAGAUAGAGGAAGGACUUGAGAGAAGAAGUGGGAUAACUUCAGUCAUUGUCUGUGGUAGAAAUAACAUUGCAUGACUAAAUUCUGAUGGUGAUGCUGCUCACAUUGAUGCAUGGCCCCUGCUCACUGAUUGUAACUGUCUGAGAGAGAGCCUUCCUCCCACUUUCAGUGAUGUCGUUGUUAUCAGGGAUGGAGGAUGGGAGUGUUGGCAGAGUUGGAACGUAGGACAAGUUAUUUUCAAACAGUUGAUAGUAUUUUUAGAAUUUAUAUACUUAAAAAAACUGAAACUAAAUAAACACAUGACUUAAGUUUAAAAACAAUGUUUCCUAUUUUUUUAAUUCAGUGAUGAUACUUAAAAUAUUUUAUAAUCUGGAAAUUUCUAGUAUUUCAGAAUUUGUAAUCUUACCAUAAACAUUAUAUUUUAUUAGUUAUUAAUAUUGUAUCAGUAUAAAAUCAGCAUGAAAUUGUAAAACUAGACAAAUUGCAACAGGGUGGUGUGUGUUCUAAUGUUAGUUGAUGUGUAAAAUUUGACCCAUGAUGGAGUAAAAAGGAAAAUUAUAUGGUAAUUUAUUAAAGCAUUUUCAGAUAGUUUUCUUUUUAGUUGCUUAUUAACAUCAUUAGUGAAGUCAUUAAUAAACAGUUAAGUUUUCUGCAAGAUCUCUA